Dictyostelium discoideum AX4 is the source of this 795-nucleotide messenger RNA. RefSeq names its product UBX domain-containing protein. The transcript is spliced from 3 exons. The record is from RefSeq and is a predicted model, not a curated record. NCBI's taxonomy places the organism in Eukaryota, Evosea, Eumycetozoa, Dictyosteliales, Dictyosteliaceae. The coding region runs from base 1 to 795 and encodes 264 amino acids.
AUGAAUAUAGGUGCUUUACUUUGGGUUUUAUUCUUGGUAGCUUGUAGUUUUACAAUUUUAUAUGAAUACUUUGCACCAAGACUAGAAAAGAAAAAAUGGGAUAAAAAAAAGUUCAUUAAAGAUAAUUUUGAAAUGAAUAAAGAAAAAAGUGAUAUUGUAGAUAAAAAACAAAAAAAACAUAAUUCAUUAGCAAAAGAAAAUGAAAUUAAAAGAAGGGAAAAAUUAUUAAAUGAUUUAUUAAAUAAAUUAGUUUUUGAUAAAAAUAAAGAAACUGAAAAUAAUAGAAAAUUAGGAAAAAGAUUAAUUGAUGAUAAUGAAAAUAAAGAUGAAAUGAAUAAUAAUAACUAUUUAUCAGAAACUGAAAGAAUUAUUAAAGAACAAGAUAUUGAAUAUUAUAAAUCAUUAGAAACUGAUCAAUUAUUAAAAUUAUUAAAAGAAAAAGAUAUCAAUGAUAAAAAAGAAGAACAAGAGAAAUUAAAAAAACAAAAACAAGAAAGAUUACAAUUUUUAAAAUUAAAUUUAAAACCUGAACCACCAAUUGAUAAUGAAAAUUCAAUUAAAUUAUUAAUUAAAUUACCAAAUGGAGAAAAUAUACAAAGAAGAUUUUUAAAAACUGAUACUAUAAAUGAUAUUUAUGAUUUUAUAGAUUCUAGGGAUCAAAUUUCUUUUAAAUAUAGUUUAGCCACAAAUUAUCCAAAGAAAGUCUACAAAAAUGAUGAAAAUAUAAAAUUAAAAUCAACACUUGAAGAAUUAAAUAUUACAAAUUUGGCAACUUUUUAUUUAAUUGAAUUUUAA